Messenger RNA from Paramuricea clavata, 1339 nucleotides. The record is from the annotation of a GenBank genome assembly. NCBI's taxonomy places the organism in Eukaryota, Metazoa, Cnidaria, Anthozoa, Malacalcyonacea, Plexauridae.
ACAUUAACGAAUGCCAACAAUCUCCCUCUGUCUGUCAUUCCCUGGCAAAAUGUUCUGACACUGAAGGAUCGUUUUCUUGUCAAUGUGAUAGCGGAUUCACUGGAGAUGGUAUUGUCAAUUGUACAGGUAUACAUGGAAACGUCACCUAUUUAGCAUAUUUGAGCGAAACCCAACGGAAAUUCUUAACAGAAAUUCGGCUAAAUUUAAUAAACAUGAACCACGGCAUCCGUUGAGCUGUUUGGUCAACCAGGCUCGCCGCUAACGGAGAAUUGUUCCAUACACUAUGCAAUGCAUGCAUGCCUGCAGGGCGGCUCCCGUUAACUGUAUAUUAGUAUAUUUAGUAUUCGUAUAAUUUUAAUUCACGCUUUUUCAUAAAAGUUUCAAUAAUUUUGUUUCGAUUUUUACGUAUUUUGUGAUAAAUAUGUAUUUCGUGACCGAUAGAUUAUUUGAAAUCUGUGGAUUUUCGUUAUAGUCAUAGAGGUCAAAUAAUGGAAACAAAGUUAUAUGCAAUCUCGUUCCCCGAACCUGCGAUCCUCGGGAAGGAACGUGAGGCUCUGGGAUAAUCCGUUUCAGGGAGGAAUCUGAUUAGCUGUUGAAAUGGAAUGCAUAGUUCAAUCUUAGCCAGGAUUCCUGGCUUCCGGCAACGGAUUAUCCCAGAGCCUCGCGUUUCUUCCCGAGGAUCGCAAGCUCGAGCUCGGGGAACGAGAUUGAGUUAUAUGCAAUAAUGGACAAAUCAUGCAGCCAGUUCUAGUAGACGCGGGCGGAGGACUGCAAACUAAAGUCUAAUUUGGAGUGGCCUUAGCGAGUAGUUUUGUACAUUUUAGUGAGUUCGAUUAACUCGGCUUGUUAUUAUAGCUGUAUUUUUCGCAACUGCUCCUGGUAAUCUAAAGAUGCAUAUAAUUUCCACUCAAACUUUUCAUCUGCAAAAAGCCCUUCGAAAUAUUUUGCAAAUUGUUUGUGUCAGCUUGACAAAAGAAUCUGUGAUAGAGAAUAAAUUCAAUUUUUGAAACAUGUUGACGUUGCUUUAAUGAUUUUCAUUAUUCCUGAUGUAGAUGAGAAAGGUGGCACAAGCGAAGACAAAACAAUCUUCUUUGUGAUUGCUGGCGCCGCUGCUGUGUUCAUCUUGAUUAUCAGUGUAGCAAUCUACCAUCGCAUAAAACGACACCGAACCCACAGAGACGCCAAACUCAGGACCAGAAUACUUCACACAAGCGACAAAAAGCCCCAAAGAAUUGCAUUCCAGCCAACUGGUCAAGGUAGUAGCGAAGAGAUAGAUCUGGAAUUGUUGGAUAACGAGGCUAUUCAUGAUCUUGAAGAGAAAAUCAAAAUAAAGCCUUGA